CGUAUUGAAGGAGGAAAAAAAAUCCUCCUCAGCUGUGGCACCAAUACCUAACGACCUGACCGGUCUCCGCUCGUUACCGUCAAUUUGGGGAAAUGGAUUUAGCCUUGAUAGGACAGGACGCGAGCCGUGCGGGCUCGUGGUUGUAGAAGGAGAUCAAAAGACGCGUGGUGUGCGCGGCGAACCCCUCCGUGUCUUAUUCUCAGCGCUCCUCUCCCCUCGGCCGGACUCAGGUCUGUGUGGCGUCGGCAGGCAAAAGCGGCCCUCCUGCUCUACUCAUUCUUUGUGUGCGCAUGUGUGGCUUGCGUGUGAACCGGCAAAAUCAGAGAGCAAAGCAGGCCAGCGCGCGACAGGGAAGCCGGGCAGUGUUGAGGUAGCCCAGCUAGCAGCCGCACGGUUGUUUUUUUUUUUUUCGCACUGCCAGAGAUGGUCACGUCCACACAGGGGAUCCUUCUGCUGCCGAUGCUAAUAUGUCUCCAACGCUUCGUUAACGUUCACGGUACGAAGACAGAAUGUGAAGCCAAUCAAUUUCAGUGUGGAAACGGUCGCUGCAUCCCGUCCGUGUGGCAGUGUGACGGAGAUGAGGACUGCAGCGACGGCAGCGACGAGAACUCAUGUGUUAAAAAGACUUGUGCGGAGUCGGACUUUGUGUGUGACAAUGGGCAGUGUGUCCCGAAGCGGUGGCACUGCGAUGGGGAGCCAGACUGUGAAGAUGGUUCUGAUGAGAGCUUGGACAUCUGCCACAUGAGGACAUGCCGGAUGAAUGAGUUCAGCUGUGGCGCCGGCUCAACCCAGUGUAUCCCAGUCUUCUGGAAAUGUGACGGUGAGAAGGACUGCGACAGCGGCGAGGACGAGGUCAACUGUGGAAACAUCACAUGUGCCCCAAAUGAGUUUACAUGUGCCAGUGGACGCUGCAUCUCCCGGAACUUUGUGUGUAAUAGCGAGGAUGACUGCGGCGAUGGUUCGGAUGAGGUGGAGUGCGCGCCGUCCUCCUGCGGGCCCAGUGAGUUCCAGUGUGGAAACUCUUCAUGCAUCCCGGCCAGCUGGGUGUGUGACGAUGACGUUGACUGCCAGGACCAAUCAGAUGAGUCUCCAUCCCGCUGUGGUCGGCACCCAACACCCCCAGCCAAGUGCUCGCCCAGCGAGAUGCAGUGUCGCUCAGGAGAGUGCAUUCACAAGAAGUGGAGGUGUGACGGAGACUCUGACUGCAAGGACGGCAGUGACGAAGCGAACUGUCCUGUUCGCACCUGUGGGUCGGAUCAGUUCAAAUGUGACGAUGGAAACUGCAUCCUGGGCAGCAGACAGUGUAAUGGCCUCAGAGACUGUGCAGAUGGAUCAGACGAAGCAAACUGUAGAAACAUGACUCAGUGUAAUGGUCCAGAGAAGUUCAAGUGUCGCAGCGGGGAGUGCAUAGAGAUGAGCAAAGUGUGCAACAAGGUCAGAGACUGUCCCGACUGGAGCGAUGAACCGAUCAAGGAAUGCAAUUUUAACGAGUGUCUCCUGAACAACGGUGGCUGCUCGCACAUCUGUAAAGACAUGGUGAUUGGCUACGAGUGUGACUGCACGCCUGGGCUCCAGCUUAUAGACCACAAGACCUGCGGAGAUAUCGAUGAGUGCAUGAAUCCUGGCAUUUGCAGUCAGAUCUGCAUCAACCUGAAGGGAGGGUACAAGUGUGAAUGCCACAACGGCUAUCAGAUGGAUCCGACCACCGGCGUCUGCAAGGCUGUUGGUAAGGAGCCAUGCCUGAUCUUCACCAACCGCCGUGAUAUCCGUCGUCUGGGCCUGGAGAGGAAGGAGUACACUCAGAUUGUGGAGCAGCAGAGAAACGCAGUGGCUCUGGAUGCAGACUUUGACCAGCAGACCAUUUUCUGGGCUGACCUGGGCCAGAAGGCGAUCUACAGCACUCUUCUGGACAAGCGUGUAGACAUUGGCACCCAUAAGAAAGUCAUUGACAACGUGCAGACUCCAGUGGGAAUCGCUGUGGACUGGAUCUACAAGAACUUGUACUGGUCUGAUCUCUCAACCAAAACCAUCUCUGUGGCCAGUUUCAAUGGUACCAAGCAGAAAGUUCUGUUCAACAGGGGUCUCAAAGAACCGGCCGAUAUUGCUGUGGAUCCGCUGUCUGGGUUUCUGUACUGGUCUGACUGGGGAGAGCCAGCCAAGAUAGAGAAAUCUGGUAUGAACGGAGUGGACAGACAGGUUUUGGUGGCGACAGACAUCCAGUGGCCUAAUGGAAUCACACUGGGUAGGAACAAACCAACAAGUCACUGCACGUUUUUCUUUAAGUCUGGGGUGUCUACAGGUCAUUUAAAAAACAUCACAUGUGCCCCAAAUGAGUUUACAUGUGCCAGUGGACGCUGCAUCUCCCGGAACUUUGUGUGUAAUAGCGAGGAUGACUGCGGCGAUGGUUCGGAUGAGGUGGAGUGCGCGCCGUCCUCCUGCGGGCCCAGUGAGUUCCAGUGUGGAAACUCUUCAUGCAUCCCGGCCAGCUGGGUGUGUGACGAUGACGUUGACUGCCAGGACCAAUCAGAUGAGUCUCCAUCCCGCUGUGGUCGGCACCCAACACCCCCAGCCAAGUGCUCGCCCAGCGAGAUGCAGUGUCGCUCAGGAGAGUGCAUUCACAAGAAGUGGAGGUGUGACGGAGACUCUGACUGCAAGGACGGCAGUGACGAAGCGAACUGUCCUGUUCGCACCUGUGGGUCGGAUCAGUUCAAAUGUGACGAUGGAAACUGCAUCCUGGGCAGCAGACAGUGUAAUGGCCUCAGAGACUGUGCAGACGGAUCAGACGAAGCAAACUGUAGAAACAUGACUCAGUGUAAUGGUCCAGAGAAGUUCAAGUGUCGCAGCGGGGAGUGCAUAGAGAUGAGCAAAGUGUGCAACAAGGUCAGAGACUGUCCCGACUGGAGCGAUGAACCGAUCAAGGAAUGCAAUUUUAACGAGUGUCUCCUGAACAACGGUGGCUGCUCGCACAUCUGUAAAGACAUGGUGAUUGGCUACGAGUGUGACUGCACGCCUGGGCUCCAGCUUAUAGACCACAAGACCUGCGGAGAUAUCGAUGAGUGCAUGAAUCCUGGCAUUUGCAGUCAGAUCUGCAUCAACCUGAAGGGAGGGUACAAGUGUGAAUGCCACAACGGCUAUCAGAUGGAUCCGACCACCGGCGUCUGCAAGGCUGUUGGUAAGGAGCCAUGCCUGAUCUUCACCAACCGCCGUGAUAUCCGUCGUCUGGGCCUGGAGAGGAAGGAGUACACUCAGAUUGUGGAGCAGCAGAGAAACGCAGUGGCUCUGGAUGCAGACUUUGACCAGCAGACCAUUUUCUGGGCUGACCUGGGCCAGAAGGCGAUCUACAGCACUCUUCUGGACAAGCGUGUAGACAUUGGCACCCAUAAGAAAGUCAUUGACAACGUGCAGACUCCAGUGGGAAUCGCUGUGGACUGGAUCUACAAGAACUUGUACUGGUCUGAUCUCUCAACCAAAACCAUCUCUGUGGCCAGUUUCAAUGGUACCAAGCAGAAAGUUCUGUUCAACAGGGGCCUCAAAGAACCGGCCGAUAUUGCUGUGGAUCCGCUGUCUGGGUUUCUGUACUGGUCUGACUGGGGAGAGCCAGCCAAGAUAGAGAAAUCUGGUAUGAACGGAGUGGACAGACAGGUUUUGGUGGCGACAGACAUCCAGUGGCCUAAUGGAAUCACACUGGAUCUGAUCAAAGGCAGGUUAUACUGGGUCGACUCAAAGCUGCACAUGCUCUGUAGCGUCGAUCUAAACGGGGACAACAGGAAUAAAGUGCUCCAGUCUUCAGAGUACCUCGCUCACCCCUUUGCUCUCACCGUUUUUGAGGAUCGAGUCUUCUGGACUGAUGGGGAAAAGGAAGCAAUCUACGGUGCAAACAAGUUCACAGGCUCUGACGUGGUUACGCUGGCCAGCAACCUGAACGACCCCCAGGACAUCAUAGUGUACCAUGAGCUCAUUCAGCUGUCAGGUACUAACUGGUGCUCAGAGAAAGGUGAAAAUGGAGGCUGCAGCUACAUGUGCCUGCCUGCACCACAGAUCAACAAACACUCCCCCAAAUAUACCUGCGUGUGUCCUGAGGGCCAGGAGCUGACUGCUGACGGCUUGCGCUGCAGACCUGAAGCCAAUGUGAGCACAUCAAUUCAAGUGAAUUCGACAGCCAGAGGUUCUGCUGCUGCCUGGGCCAUACUACCCGUCUUGCUACUGGCGAUGGCGGCAGCAGGCGGCUACCUGAUGUGGAGGAACUGGCAGCUGAAGAACCAGAAGAGCAUGAACUUUGACAACCCAGUCUACCUGAAGACCACAGAAGAAGACCUCAACAUUGACAUCACGAGGCACGGCGCCAAUGUAGGACACACGUACCCCGCGAUUUCGAUAGUGAGCACAGAGGAUGAUUUAUCCUGAUCGUGUUGGGUCUUUUUUAUUUUUUCACGGUCACACCGCGCCGCCUCGUUCCAGUGCCGACGCUUGACCGUAGCAGCAGCAGCAGACCUUAUAGUACGACCACAUGCCUUCUGAAGUACAUUAGACCACUGUGUGUGGUGAAGAGGAAAUGUUAUUUAUUAUGUAAAUAUUGCAAUGAAUUCUGUCCCGACUGGUUUCAUUCCACAUCCAAAGUUGUAAGGAUUUCUUUUUUCUUUUUUUUUUCCGUUAUUUUUGGGCCACAGACAUUUUCCAGUCAUUUCUUUGUCCCGCCCUCUUUAAGAAGCUUGCUGGCAUCGUGUCGCAACAGUUGAAAGGGAUGAAUUGUCAGUUUGAUCUCCUCCUCAUCUGGGCUCCCAGAAUCUGACACGGUGAAUGUUUGAAGACUGCACAAAACACGAGGGGUCAAGGGUCCUUUAGAAGUAAGGCUUUAAUGAGGAGAGGAUGCGGUCCAGAUUUUGUUGCUUCCUCAGAUGUGAAUAUUUAUGUACGAUCAUGUUUGGGCAGUAAUAUCUCAAAUCUAAGUUUUCUUUCAUUAAUUUAAGUGUUUUCUUGCCAUCACCACCUCUUAGAAUGCAUUCUUACAUUAUUAUUAUUAUUAUUAUUAUUAUUAUUAUUAUUAUUAUGAUGCUUGUGAAAUAACCAUGGUUACAGCUUUUGUAAACACUGUACAUAUUUGCCCAUCCUUUGGACAUGAUCGUCAAUCAGGACUCUUCAAUGCACUUUGAUCAAAUGCUCCUUGUGUAAAUAAGAUUGUAUACAUUUGACUUGAUCAGUUUUUUGCUAUGGUUGGGCGUCAUACCAGCGGCUCAGAUGUAUUUAAGAAGGAAAAAACAAAACACAAUGAAUUUGGUAAAACUAUUUUGUAUGUUUGUGCUGUUGCUGUGAACUUUUUCUAGCCUUGUACAAAGAAGGGGGGACACCAAUAAAAUGGGAAGACUCUGUAUCUGUGAAGAAACUGAUCUGCGAAUCACUUCGGAAUUAAAAUUUAAUCCACAACUUUGCUCAGAAAAUCUUGUUCUUUGUUUUUUUUGUCAUGCAU
This is a messenger RNA of Haplochromis burtoni (Burton's mouthbrooder), 5464 nucleotides long. It is a transcript of the gene vldlr, whose product is annotated as very low density lipoprotein receptor. The transcript is spliced from 28 exons. The record is from RefSeq and is a predicted model, not a curated record. The coding region runs from base 424 to 4404 and encodes 1326 amino acids. Lineage: Eukaryota; Metazoa; Chordata; Actinopteri; Cichliformes; Cichlidae. Gene Ontology annotation, molecular function: calcium ion binding; protein binding.